This is a messenger RNA of Geodia barretti, 597 nucleotides long. NCBI's taxonomy places the organism in Eukaryota, Metazoa, Porifera, Demospongiae, Tetractinellida, Geodiidae. The record is from the annotation of a GenBank genome assembly.
GAGGUUUUUUCAGGUACUGAGAAUCGGACGCGGGGUCGGGGUACGGCUCUAUUCCUGCACCGCUUCCGGGAACUGGGCUUCUCCUGCAAGUCCUUCGAGGACGCUUCCGGCAUCGGCGGCACCUGGUACUGGAACCGCUACCCCGGCGCCCGCUUCGACUCCGAGAGCUACACCUACGGCUACUCCUUCUCGGAAGACCUGUUGAAGGAAUGGCAUUGGAAGGAGCUGUAUUCCGGCCAGCCCGAAAACGAGCGCUACCUGAACUACGUGGCCGACAAGUUCGACCUGCGACGCCACAUCCGCUUCAACUCUCGCGUCGCAUCCUGCAUCUAUGACGAGGAAGCGAACCGCUGGGAACUGACGAUGGAUGAUGGCCACAAAGCGCGCGGCCAGUUCCUGAUCACUGCCGUCGGACUACUCUCCGCCCAUUACGUCCCCGACUUCGAGGGCAUUCACGACUUCAAGGGAACCUGGUGCCACACCGGGCGCUGGCCCAAGGAGGGCAUGGACCUGGCGGGCAAACGCGUCGGCGUCGUCGGCACAGGGCGACUGCCGUUCAGCUCAUCACAGAGAUCGCAAAGGAGGUCGGCCACCUGA